Molecule: messenger RNA, 747 nt
Organism: Leptonychotes weddellii (Weddell seal)
Lineage: Eukaryota; Metazoa; Chordata; Mammalia; Carnivora; Phocidae
Source: RefSeq, a predicted model, not a curated record
AUGACAGACAAGGCAUCUAAGAGAACACUUUCCAUCGCUAAGGGAACAUCCAUGGAGGAACAACCUCAAAGGCUGGUCAGUGAAGCUUAUGCUCAUGGACCAUGCUCAGAGAUGCAUCAGUUUGAUAAGGAGGGCAAUGGUGAACUUCUUUCCUCUACCAGAGUCAUACAGGGUCUACUGAGUUCUAAAAACCCCGAAACCAAGCAAGCCCGGAUUCUUCUUUUGGGACUUGACUCAGCUGGGAAGUCUACCCUCCUUUACAAAUUAAAGCUUGCUAAGGAUAUUACGACCAUCCCAACAAUAGGUUUCAACGUGGAGAUGAUCGAGUUGGAAAAGAGUCUUUCACUCACAGUCUGGGAUGUUGGAGGACAGGAAAAAAUGAGAACUGUGUGGGAGUAUUACUGUGAGAACACCGAUGGGCUGAUGUAUGUUGUGGAUAGUACGGACAAGCAGCGACUGGAAGACUCCAGGAGAGAGCUGAAGCACAUUUUGAAGAAUGAACACAUUAAAAAUGUGCCUGUUGUCCUGUUAGCCAACAAACAGGAUGUACCUGGAGCUCUGACUGCCGAGGACAUCACCAGAAUGUUCAGAGUGAAGAAGCUCUGCAGUGACCGGAACUGGUAUGUGCAGCCCUGCUGUGCCAUCACCGGGGAUGGACUGAUGGAGGGGUUCAGGAAACUGACUGGAUUUGUGAAAAGCCACAUGAAAUCAAGAGGAGACACUUUAGCAUUCUUUAAGCAGAACUGA